This is a messenger RNA of Ipomoea nil (Japanese morning glory), 1943 nucleotides long. Its product is annotated as oil body-associated protein 2A-like. Gene Ontology annotation, molecular function: 2',3'-cyclic-nucleotide 3'-phosphodiesterase activity. Gene Ontology annotation, biological process: cyclic nucleotide metabolic process. The transcript has 5 exons. NCBI's taxonomy places the organism in Eukaryota, Viridiplantae, Streptophyta, Magnoliopsida, Solanales, Convolvulaceae. The coding region runs from base 67 to 810 and encodes 247 amino acids. The record is from RefSeq and is a predicted model, not a curated record.
CCGUGUUAGUUACACACAUAGAUAGAUAGAUACAACUACUGCAAUUGGAUCAAUUAUUGUAAGGAAAUGGCGUCGAGCGAUGAAACGCCGGGACAAAUGCCGCCGGAAGACGGGUCAGUGCCGCCAGGGAAGGCAAUGUCGUUGGCGCAGCAGGCGGUGGACAAGGGAACUCAGAUGUUGCAGUCGCUGAAACCCAUUAAGCAGAUGGGGCAACACGUCUGCACCUUCGCUCUCUACAGCCAUGACUUGAGCCGCCAGAUCGAAACUCACCACUACGCCGCUCGCCUUAACCAGGACUUCCUCCAGUGCGCCGUCUACGAUUCCGACGCUUCUAACGCCCGUCUUAUUGGCGUUGAAUACAUAGUCUCGGAUAAGAUCUUUGAUACCCUCCCGCCUGAAGAGCAGAAACUUUGGCACUCCCAUGCCUAUGAGAUAAUCUCCGGGCUUUGGGUGAACCCAAGAGUGCCAGAAAUGGUGCAAAAACAAGAACUGCAACACCUUUCUCCGACGUACGGCAAGUUCUGGUGCACAUGGCAAGUGGACAGAGGUGACAGGCUCCCGCUGGGGGCGCCGGCGUUGAUGGUGUCGCCGCAAGGGGUGAGCGAGGGAAUGGGCUCGGUGAAGCCGGAGCUGAUCAGAAAGAGAGACGAGAAAUACAAGAUCUCGUCGGAGGAGCUCGGGAAAAGCAGGGUGGAUGUUUUGGUCCCGGAAAAUAUAAACCCCAACGCCGACUACUGGGUGACGACCGGAAAAGGCUUCGCCGUCGACGUGGAGCAAGUUGAAAUGAAGAAACAUUCGCCUUUCCCUUGAUGCAUUAUCCUAGUAUUAGUAUUUUAGUAUUACAUCCCAUCAUCGUCGUCUUGUCUACUAGAUUUUGAAGGAUUGCCGGUUUUGUUGUUCUAUAUAAUAUUUAUUUAUCGGAAAAAUCACUGUUUUGGUCCCUUAAUUAUUUUAUAAUUGUCAAUUUAAUCUUUAAUUUUUAAUUUGAUCGAAUUGACUCUCCAAUAUUUCCCGGCGAUAUUCCAUCAGCAUAUUCCAGAUGCCAUGUCUCCUUCCCCAAAAAAUUCUUCCCCUUUCGAUCAGAACACUCCACCAAAAUCAUCGUCCUGCAAAACCCACUAAAUUCCCAAUAAUCUUCAGAACUUCUCCCUCUUCUGAAACUUCCAUGGCGGCGCAAGAGGGCAAGAAGGAUGUGUACUCCGUGUGGGGCGUUCCGCCGGAGGACGUGACGGCGAGGGUCAAGAAGCUCAUGGAGGGUCUCCGAUCGGAGUUCGGCGGGCCCCAGUUCGAGCCGCACGUGACCGUCGUCGGAGCUAUCAGCCUGACGGAGAGCGAGGCACGUGACAAGUUCCGGAAGGCCUGUGAGGGCCUCAAGACGUACGGCGCUACGGUUUCGAAGGUGGACACUGGGACAUUCUUUUACCAGUGUGUUUUUCUUCUUCUUGAUCCCACCACUCAGGUUGUUGAGACUAGUGAUCACUGCUGCAAACACUUUGGUUAUGAGAGACCAUCAGCAUACAUGCCACACUUGAGCAUCCUCUAUGCCGAUAUCACGGAUGAGGAGAAAAAGAGAGCUCAAGAAAAAGCUUAUGCUAUCGAUGAGAGCAUUGGCAGCUUGAGCUUCCCCAUAACUCGCCUCGUUCUGUACAAAACCGACACAGAAGACAAAAGCCUCAAGUCCUGGGAGAAGGUUGAUGAGUGCAACCUCAAGUCUUGAGGGAUAAAUUUGACAGCAUUACAUGUACUGUUUCUACCAACCAGAGCAAGAACAUUAGCAGCUGCCAUGUUUGCCUAUGUUAAGGCUAAAUCCAUGUUUUGCUUUUUGUUCCUUUCUUUUGGAUGCUUUGAUGAUCAGGGCUUCUUGAUAGAGCCUUUUGACCUUGUUUUGUGAAGCAGCAAAUGAACAAUUCAUCUUAAAGCUCCAAUGAUUUGUAUUGAGUAAA